CAUAUUCCUGCGUCCUCAGUCUGGUUCACAUGCUCUUUGAAACAGUAACCAGAAUGGAAGUGAAGUUAUCAAUGACAAACUUCUGCUCUUUGAAGCAAAGCUGAGUGUUGCCUGAUCACCGUGAAGUUUGGCGAGAUGCGGCUUCUUCGGCUUCUGCUGCUUUUUCUCUCUUUCUGGACGUCACAUUCAGUGUUUAAAAUACCCUUAAAAAUCUUUGCAGGGAAUUUCAACGCGUCCGUGCAGUUGGACCUCAGGCCUUUGAAACAGAAUGAAGGCGCAGUUCAGAGCGGACUGUCCCUGGCAUCGGAUCCAGCGGGGACUGUCAACUUUCUAGACAUGAUCAAUAAUUUAAAAGGAGACUCUGGGAGAGGUUAUUAUAUGCAGAUGGCCAUUGGGACACCAGGACAGACGCUGAACAUCCUGGUCGAUACUGGAAGCAGCAACUUUGCUGUAGCUGCAGCAGCACAUCCCUACAUCACACAAUUCUAUAACACAGCACUUUCCAGUACAUAUCAAAGCACCAGGCGGGCCGUUGCAGUGAAAUACACGCAGGGAGAAUGGGAGGGGGAACUGGGAACUGACUACAUCACCAUUCCUCAAGGACCCAGUGGUAGCAUCACCAUCAGCAUUGCCGCAAUUCUCGCCUCGGAAGGAUUCUUCCUACCCGGGAUCAAUUGGCAAGGCAUUCUGGGCCUUGCAUACCCUCUCCUGGCUCGACCUGACCCAUCUGUGGAGCCCUUCUUCAACUCUGUUGUGCGGCAGACCGGUAUACCAGAUAUGUUCUCAUUGCAGAUGUGUGGUUCAGGAGUCUCUGCUAGCACCCCAACUGAUGCAGCAGGUGGCAGUCUGAUCAUGGGAGGGAUUGAACCAACUCUGUACCAGGGUUCAGUGUGGUACACCCCAGUCCUAGAAGAGUGGUACUACCAGGUGGAAGUCUUGAAGCUUGAAGUUGGAGACCAAAAUUUAAACCUGGACUGCAAAGAGUAUAACUCAGAUAAAGCCAUUGUGGACAGCGGGACAACUCUAUUGCGACUACCUGCAAAUGUGUUCAGUGCUGUGGUGGAGGCCAUUAUGCAAACAUCAUUGAUUGAAGACUUUUCUGCUGGAUUCUUUGACGGCACCAAGCUUGUGUGCUGGAUGAGAGGGGAGCCACCAUGGAGGCUUUUUCCUAAACUCUCAAUUUACCUCAGAGCAACAAACAGCAGCCAGUCAUUCCGCAUCACCAUUCUGCCACAGCUUUAUGUCCAGCCAGUCACAGAUAUCGAUGGCACAUUGGACUGUUUCCGUUUUGGGAUCUCCCCUUCAGCCAAUGGCUUAGUUAUUGGAGCCACUGUGAUGGAAGGCUUCUAUGUCAUCUUUGACCGUGCACAAAAGAGGGUGGGCUUUGCAGUUAGCACCUGUGCAGAAAAUGGUGGUGUACCAUUGGCGGAAAUCGCUGGGCCUUUCCUAGCUGAGGGUGUAGCAUCAGACUGCAUGGGCGGUGUAUCUCUUAGGGAACCUCUGAUGUGGGUGAUAGCGUACACUAUGAUGGGCAUAUGUGCCCUGGUGCUGAUCGUACUCCUCAUACUACUCAUACUGCCCUGCCAACGACACAGAGACGGUGAGAUUACUGACGAGUCUUCGCUGGUGCGCCAUCGCAUCAAGUGACGUCAGGGGUCGAUGGAAGAGCAGGUGGCACAGACUCAGCUAAAUGGGACUGAAGAGAAUUAUGGGCAGGUAACAGGGGUGAACACAUUGUGCUGAAAUUUCCCCUGGGAUCACUGGGUGAGAUGGCCUGUUUUUCUGGGAGUAAGCUGGAUGCUAAAAUUUGAACGUUUGUAGACAUUUAAAUUUGGUUGACUUUUCAGAAAGGAAGAGAAGAAUACUACUGAAGGAUGGAGAAAUUAUGAGUAUAUAAGUCAAUCCUCCACUUUCUCUAUUAAAAAGAAAUCAUAAAGGUGCCAAAAUAUUAUAUUAGUAUAUAUAUAUAGUAUAUAUAUAUAUUAAUAAAUAUUAGUAUUAAUAUGGUGUUGGCUGAAGAUAGAUUUGAUCCGAACAGAUGUUCAUUUUCUUCAAAGUAUGCUGCUUUUCUUAUUAGUCUUAAAUAUGAUUGUCAAUAAUGCUACUGAAAAUUGCCUUUAUUAGUUUGGUCUUAAAAAGUAUCUGGACACUUAAGACACAAUAAUGUAUGAAAAUAAUUGCAUUAGAUACAUUUUCAAACCAAGCAUAUCUGUAAACAAAUGAUGAGCCAUUUUUGUAUUUACAGUACAUUUAAGUUCACACAGGUUUAGUUCAUCAUAUUAAUUAUGGACAUGUUCUACUAACAUUUGACAACCAGAAGAGUGUCAAAAUACUUGCAAUUAUGCUUAUAAUUUAAAACUACAAAGUUUUGUGAAGUGUUUUUCUUGGAAAGUUUGCUUGUCCUAUCUUUUUUCUUUUGUUUUAAAUAAAUGCCACUUGAUUUGUUGUAUUUUAGACACUCAGACAUUUUUAAGUGUCCACAUACUUUUUGGGGCCUCUGAACUUAAUCUUGAAUUAGUACAUAUAUAGCAUUGUCUUGGCAUGCUGUUGCACAAAUUUGGGGCCAGUCACAUGAAUCCCCUUGGAGUAGUUAAAAGUUCAGAGCCUACGAUUUUCAGAAAAUCCAAAAUGGCUGACUUCCUGUUGGGCAGAGCUAAUGACUGUGAGUAUGAAAGUUGUUCAGCUUGAUGAGAACUAUAUAUGUACCAAUUUUGGUGACUGUAGGUGAAAAUGGGGGUGCUACAGAGCCCCCCAUACAUGCCCAUGCGUGAACUUUUGCCCAGCCCUAAUGGCCAACGACUCUGAUGUGUGUUCAAAAUUUCAUGAAACUUUAAAUAUGCCAAGUGCCUCAAAAACACCCAAAUAUAGGAAGAAAGGAAUAAUUACAAUUAAUGUGUUGCCAAGGCAACACUAUUUAAGAUAUCAAAUAUCCCUUGACAAUUUUACAUCAGCAGCGUCUUGACAUUAAUCUAAAGAAUUUUGUAGCAAUUCAUGUAAAUAUAAGAGGGCUAUUUCAAAGUCUUUUAAAAGUGCCAUACUUCCUCCUGCCAGUUGGUGGCGCUAUGACCAUGACCCAUAAUAGCCACAUCCAUGUGAUCAACCCUCAUUACCAAACAUACAGCUGAAUUUUCAUCAAAAUCACACAGUGCACACAGAAGAUAUAAGGCACUUCCUGUUUCCCAUUUUCCCUAUAAAUGUAUUGCUUCACCAUGGCGACAUCAUUCGAAAAAUCAAAAAUCUGUUCGCAAUUUAGCAUCUAUAAUGUCUUGGCAUGGUGUUGCACAAAUUUGGUGCCAGUCACAUGAAUCCCCUAAGAGGAGGAUUUAAAAGUUCAGAGCCUGCGAUUUUCAGAAAAUCCAAAAUGGCCGACUUCCUGUUGGGCGGAGAUAAGACUGCAUUUAUGAAAGUUGCCCAGCUUGAUGAGAACGAUAUAUGAACACAGUUUGGUGACUGUAGGUGAAAAAGGGGGUGCUACAGAGGCCCCACUUACAUGCCCAUGUUCAAAGGGGCAGUACAGAGCCCCCCCCCCAUUCAUACACACACACACACACACACACACACACCACCACUGCAACUUUUGCCCAGCCCUAAUGGCCAACAACUCUGAUGUGUAUGCAACAUUUCUUUACAUUUUAAGCAUGCAAAGUGCCUCAAAAACACCCAAAUAUAGGAAUAAAGGAAUAACAUUUUACACCAGCAGUGCCUUGGCAUUAUUAUAAAUAAUUUUGAAGCAAUUCAUGUAAACAAAAGAGGGCUACUUCAAAAACUGUUAAAAUUGCCAUACUUCCUGGUGCCAGUUGGUGGUGCUAUGACCAUGGCCCAUAAUAGCCACAUAAAUGUGGUCAGCCCCCAUUAACAAACAUACAGCUGAAAUUUCAUCAAAAUCAUAUAAUGCACACAGAAGAUAUAGGGAACUUCCUGUUUCACAUUUUUGCCAUAAAGUUACUGCCUUGCCAUGGCAACACCAUUCGAUAUAUAUCAAAAAUCUGUUCACAAUUUAGCAUCUUCUAUGUCUUGGCAUAAGGUUGCCUAAAUUUGGUGACAGUCACAUUAAUCCCCUAGGAGGAGUAUUCAAAAAUUCAGGGCCUGCAAAUUUCAAACAAUGCACAUUCAAUCCAAAAUGGCCAACUUCCUGUUGGGCGGAGCUAAUGACUGUAAUAUUCAAAGUUGUCUGGCUUGAUGAGAACAAUAUAUGUUGCAAGAUUGGUGACCAUUGAAGAAACUGACCCCACCACUUUUGUCAAAAGAUGGCGCUAGAUCUCUCCAGCCACACCCAUAUGUUAACUUUUUCCCAGGCCUAAUGGCCGACAACUCUGAUUUGUGUGCAAAAUAUCAUGAAAAUUCAAGCAUGCCAAGUACCUCAAAAACAUGUGAAUAUACAUAAAAAGAAUAAUGACAUUUAAUGUGUUGCCAUGGCAACACUAUUUAAGAUAUCAAGAAUCCCUUCAGAAUUUGAAAUCUGCACUGUCUUUUCAUUAUUCUAAAAAAAUUUGAAGCAAUUCAGGUAAACAUAAGAGGGAUAUUUCAAAGUCUGUUAAAAGUUCCACACUUCCUUCUGCCAGUUGGUGGCACUAUGGCCAUGACCCACAAUAGCCACAUCAAUGUGAUCAGCCUAAAAGGUCAAACAUACAGCGCGAAUUUGAUGUAAAUCACACAAUGCAUGCAGAAGAUAUGAUACACUUCAUGUUUCCCAUUUUUUUACAUUCAUUUAAUGCGUUGUCAUGGCAACACAGUAUGCUAUAUCAAAAAUCCAUUCGCAAUUUAGCAUCAUCAAUGUCUUGGCAUGAUAUCACCCUAGGAGGAGUAUUUCCAAUUUCAGAGCAUGCAUUUUCCAAACAAUCCAAAAUGGCAUACUUCCUGUUGGGCGGAGCUUAAGAUUGUCAGUGCGAUAGUUGUCCGGCUUGAUGAGAUCUAUAUAUGUACAAAGUUUGGUGACUAGCUCAAAAGGAUUGUGCUAGAUAGCCCCCUGAACAUGCCCAUCUUCUAGGUGGUGCUACAGUGCCCCCUCUACACACCCAUGUAUGAACCUUUGCCAAGCGCAUAUGGCCAAUGACUCUGAUGCGUGUGCAAAAUUUCAUAAGUUUUUGAGCAUGUUAAGUACCCCAAAAGCCCCCGAAACCUUGAAAAAAAAGCACAAUAAAAAUAAUAAUAAAUAUAGCUGCGAGCAGCAAUGACGGGCCCAAGCACCAUGGGUCUAUUUCCACCCGUUGGCUUUCAGAAAACAAUGCAAGGUGGACACAACAACAACUCAACAUUAAUGUAAACUUGGACCCUAAUCAUACAAUGAGUAAUAGAUAUAUGCCACCAUUCCAGUUUGACUACAACUUCACAAAAUUUUCCAUCAGCAGUGUCUAAAGAAUUUAAGCAAUUUGGGUAAAUGUAUUGGUGGUGCUAUGACCGUGACUCACAAUAGCCACAUCCAUGUGAUUAGCCUCCUAGAAAAAACAUACAACUCAAUUUUAAUCUAAAUCACACAAUGCACGCAGAAGAUAUGAGACACUUCCUGUUUGCCUGUUUUUCCCAUUAAUUUUGUGAAUCACCAUGGCAACACCAUUCGAUAUUUAAAAUCUGUCUAGCAUCUUCGAUGUCUUGGCAUAAUGUUGUCUAAAUGUGGUGACAGUCUCAUGAAUCACCACUCAGAGAAUCAAUCAAUCAAUCAAUCUAUGUAUCUCAAUUUUUAUUGAGAGUAAUUUUAUUUAUUUUUUGCUAACUGAUUAAUCUGACAUUUUUGCUAUAAUUUAAUAUAAUUAUUUAUUGAAAAAAAUAUGUAGAUCUAAAGAUUAUAUUGUAAUGAAGUUAUUUACCAUUUUUAUUCAUCCAUAAACCAGAUUUAAAUUAAAUUAACAAAUAUAAUUCAUGGCAUUAGGUGUUAAAAUAGUUUAAGUAGAUUUUAAUAUGAGCACAGAAGUCAUUUAGGCUUGUAAUUUCGUUGCAAUUCUGUUGUAUUUUUUUCUCUGUUCACUGUCAAAAUAAAUGAAGUACAUUAACUUUGAGUCUGCAUUUGUUAGUCAUAUGCACAACUGUUUAAAUAGCCUCUAAAUUAAUGAUGGGCAAAUGAGGACAUAAAUUAGGUUAGAAUACUGCAUGUUCACCCAUAGAAUAAUUAUUCAAUGCAUAAAUUACCAACUGGUUACAACAAACAACUAUUUGUCAUGGUUCCGGCAUUUGUGCCGGCUCAUACUGUUGUUUGUUUUUCUCUAUCCCUCGUGU
Myxocyprinus asiaticus (Chinese sucker) is the source of this 6210-nucleotide messenger RNA. Its product is annotated as beta-secretase 2-like. NCBI's taxonomy places the organism in Eukaryota, Metazoa, Chordata, Actinopteri, Cypriniformes, Catostomidae. The coding region runs from base 136 to 1647 and encodes 503 amino acids. Gene Ontology annotation, molecular function: aspartic-type endopeptidase activity. Gene Ontology annotation, cellular component: membrane; endosome; trans-Golgi network. The record is from RefSeq and is a predicted model, not a curated record. Gene Ontology annotation, biological process: membrane protein ectodomain proteolysis; amyloid-beta metabolic process. The transcript has 9 exons.